Messenger RNA from Thalassophryne amazonica, 3231 nucleotides. Its product is annotated as dolichyl-diphosphooligosaccharide--protein glycosyltransferase subunit STT3B-like. The record is from RefSeq and is a predicted model, not a curated record. Gene Ontology annotation, biological process: post-translational protein modification. Lineage: Eukaryota; Metazoa; Chordata; Actinopteri; Batrachoidiformes; Batrachoididae. Bases 300 to 2747 code for a protein of 815 amino acids. The transcript is spliced from 16 exons. Gene Ontology annotation, molecular function: dolichyl-diphosphooligosaccharide-protein glycotransferase activity. Gene Ontology annotation, cellular component: membrane.
CCCGCCUCCCCGUCCAGCUCCGAGGAAAGAAGGAAGGAAGGACGCACCGCUCCAGCCGCGUGUGUGUAUUUUCCAGUCCGCAGCAGCAGUUACCGACCGUGCGAAUAUGUGAGUCCUCUCUGAGCACACUUGACUACUUCAGGGCGACCGUCGGAAAGUUCGGGUUUCCAGCCGGAGUUCGGGGGCGCGUCAGGAAGGUGGUGGAAGUGGUUUUUGGACACGGAGCGUGGCGAAAAGACGGAAGAAGGCGGCUUUUUCACACUGGCUUCUCGUUUGCCUCGACGGGACUGACGUAGAACAUGGCGGAGCAUCACCAGGUUUCCGACAGCAAACACAAAUCUGCGCUGAACUCCGGAGCGACGUACGCGGGGAACGGGCGCAGCAGCGCGGCGGCGGUGCCCGGCGGAGCAGGCGGUCUGUCCGGCGGAGGAGGAGGCGGUCUGUCCGGCGGCCUGUCGCAGCCAGCCGGCUGGCAGUCCUUGCUCUCCUUCACCGUCCUCUUCCUGGCCUGGCUGGCCGGCUUCAGCUCCAGGCUGUUCGCUGUCAUCCGCUUCGAGAGCAUCAUCCACGAGUUCGACCCCUGGUUCAACUACAGGUCGACUCACCACCUCACCACCAGGGGCUUCUACGAGUUCCUCAACUGGUUUGAUGAAAGAGCCUGGUAUCCUCUGGGUCGGAUUGUGGGGGGAACGGUGUACCCGGGCUUGAUGGUAACCGCCGGACUCAUCCACUAUGUGCUCAACCUACUGAACAUCACUGUGCACAUUCGGGAUGUGUGCGUGUUUCUUGCACCCGUCUUCAGUGGCCUGACCUCCAUUUCCACCUUCUUGCUCACGAGAGAGUUGUGGAACCAGGGGGCGGGACUACUGGCAGCCUGCUUCAUCGCCAUUGUCCCCGGAUACAUUUCACGCUCGGUGGCUGGCUCCUUCGACAAUGAAGGCAUCGCCAUCUUUGCUCUGCAGUUCACCUACUUCCUCUGGGUGAAGUCUGUGAAGACCGGAUCAGUCUUCUGGACCAUCGGAUGCUGCCUUUCUUAUUUUUACAUGGUUUCAGCCUGGGGAGGUUACGUCUUCAUCAUCAACCUGAUCCCUCUGCACGUGUUUGUGCUGCUGCUCAUGCAGCGCUUCAGUCGCAGAGUCUACAUAGCUUACAGCACCUUCUACAUCGUGGGCUUGGUCCUGUCCAUGCAGAUCCCCUUUGUGGGUUUUCAGCCAAUCAGGACCAGUGAACACAUGGCUGCCGCAGGUGUGUUUGUGUUGAUUCAGGUCUACGCCUUCCUGCAGUACCUGAAGGAUCGACUGACCAGGCAGGAGUUCCAGACUUUGUUCUUCCUGGGAGUCUCUCUGGCUGCCGGCGUAGUUUUUCUUUCCGUCAUUUAUCUCACAUACACAGGAUACAUCGCUCCAUGGAGUGGACGAUUCUACUCCCUCUGGGAUACUGGCUACGCCAAGAUCCACAUCCCCAUCAUAGCCUCAGUGUCGGAGCACCAGCCCACCACCUGGGUCUCCUUCUUCUUCGACCUCCAUAUCCUGGUCUGCACCUUCCCAGCAGGUCUCUGGUUCUGCAUCAAGAACAUCAACGAUGAACGUGUUUUUGUGGCGCUGUAUGCCAUCAGCGCGGUGUACUUUGCUGGCGUGAUGGUGCGUUUGAUGCUGACACUGACGCCAGUGGUCUGCAUGCUGUCGGCAGUGGCCUUCUCCAGCGUCUUCGAACACUACUUAGGAGACGACCUGAAGAGGCAGAGCCCGCCUACCGAGGACAGCAGUGACGAGGACGACAGGAGGAACUCUGGGAAUCUGUAUGACAAGGCUGGGAAGGUGCGUACACACGUGUCUGAGCAGGAGAAGGCGGAGGAGGGUCUGGGUCCAAACAUCAAGUCCAUAGUGACCAUGCUGAUGCUGAUGCUCCUCAUGAUGUUCGCCGUCCACUGUACCUGGGUCACCAGCAACGCCUACUCCAGCCCCAGUGUGGUGCUCGCGUCGUACAACCACGAUGGCUCACGGAACAUUCUGGAUGACUUCAGAGAGGCGUACUACUGGCUGAGGCAGAACACGGACGAACACGCCCGGGUGAUGUCAUGGUGGGACUACGGCUACCAGAUAGCUGGCAUGGCUAACCGCACCACGCUGGUCGAUAACAACACGUGGAAUAAUAGUCACAUAGCGCUGGUGGGCAAAGCCAUGUCCUCCAAUGAGACAGCGGCCUACGAGAUCAUGCAGUCCCUGGAUGUGGACUACGUCCUCAUAAUCUUCGGCGGUGUGAUUGGCUACUCGGGUGACGACAUCAACAAGUUCCUGUGGAUGGUUCGCAUCGCAGAGGGCGAACACCCGAGAGACAUCAGGGAAAGUGACUACUUCACGCCACAGGGCGAGUUUAGGGUGGAUAAAGCCGGAUCGCCGACACUCCUCAACUGCCUCAUGUACAAAAUGUCGUACUACCGCUUCGGCGAGAUGCAGUUGGAUUUUCGGACACCACCGGGUUUUGACCGGACGCGUAACGCUGAGAUUGGCAACAAGGACAUCAAGCUGAAGUACCUGGAGGAAGCGUUUACAUCAGAGCACUGGCUGGUCCGGAUUUACAAGGUCAAAAAGCUGGAGAACAGGGACUGCGUGGAGCACAAGCUGAGAAACACCAACUCCACGAAACAGAAGUACACCUCCAAAAAGACAUCCAAGAGGAAGCGGGGCUUCAUCAAAAACAAGCUGACCCUCAAGAAGGGAAAGAAACUGACCAAGAAGUCUUUAUAGGGCGACGUCCAGCAUCUACGGAGGCACAUUGUGGACAAAACUAAAAAUCUAACUUCCAACAACAACACGCUAUAAAUUAACCAGUCAAGAAGAAACGGGAACCUGAGGUUCUUUUCAUCCUGAGCGUCUUCACCUGGAGCUCCAGGCUGGACAUGUGACAUCAUCCAGGAAAGGGCUGUAUGUACAGAACCCUGGCCGACCUUUGGCCUGAAACAGGAGAUGGAGCAAUGGCGGCUAAUCCUCUGCACACUGGUUUGAACCUGAGAAACUGCGACCUUUGACUUAUAUUUCUUUUUGUACUUGAAUGUGCCGGUGAGUGAGAGAAGGCAGCGAUUUGUUAAUCUGGGAGGUGAUUUUGGGACGCUGCCGUCAUGCGGUCUCCAAACAAAUCACAUGUUCAAAGCCCGGCCUCUUUUUUUUUUUUUUGACAUCUAAACAUUAAUUUGAAUGAAAAAUAAAAGCUGACCCUCAUCUGCCUGUUUAA